AUGUUUUCCACCCGGUUGUUUCUGCUCCUCGCUCUUUUAGCAGCCGUUGCGCUUGCUGUCCCUGCACCGGGGCGCCAUCGGGGUCUACACAAACGUUCGUUCAUUGUACCUAGACAGGUCAACACGGCUCAUCCUACAGGCCCCAAUGGCCCUGCUGCUAUGAGAAAGGUUUACAGAAAGUACAAUUUCAAGGGUCUGAAAGAGUUCAUGGAGGACCCAGAGGGUUUCAUUGGCCAGAAGGAUGAAAAGGCACAGGGUGAGGGUGAAAACAGGACCGAGACUCGUCCUGCCUCCGAGGUCGCUGGUAAAAACCAGAGUGGAACUGUUGCUGCCAACCCUGAGCAGAAUGCUGCGCUGUUUCUUUCUCCUGUCGAAGUGGGUGGGCAGAUGUUGAACUUGGACUUUGACUCUGGCUCUUCUGACCUCUGGAUGUUCAGCACCGAAUUGGACCCUCGGGUCAUUGGCAAGCACGCCGCAUUCGAUGCCUCAAAGUCUACCACCUUUAAGAAGGCAGCUGGUGCCCAGUUCAAGAUCAGCUACGGCGAUGGAUCCGGUGCCGCUGGAACAGUAGGCACCGACACCGUCACCAUUGGCGGCGUCAAGGUCGGGAACCAAGCGAUCGAACUUGCCAAUCAGGUCUCACAAUCCUUCGUCGAGGACCUCAACACCGACGGUCUCGUUGGCCUUGCCUUCUCGCAACUCAACACUGUCACCAAUGGCGCCAAGAAGACCCCCCAGAAGACCUUCUUUGACAACGUCAUGCCUACUCUCGACCUCCCCGUCUUCACCGCCGACCUCGACCCAGACGGCACUGGUGUGUACGAAUUCGGCAAAAUCGAUGCCACAAAGUUCGAAGGUGAAAUGGCCUGGAUCCCGGUCAAAUCUGAGACUGGUUUCUGGCAAUUCCCCUCUACCAAAUUCGCAAUCGAUGACCAGACUUUUGAGAACCCGGCUGGUUCCGACGCCAUCGCCGACACGGGCACUUCCCUCCUGCUCGUCGACCAGGAGGUCGCUGAAGCAUACUACUCGCAGGUCGAGGGCGCGCAGCUCAACCAGCAGGUAGGAGGCUUCAUCUACCCCUGCGCAGCCGCACUGCCCGAUAUCUCAGUUGCUAUUGGUGAUAGCUACAUGGCCAAGAUCCCUGGUGAUCAGGUUACCUUUACCACUGUCGACCAGGCAAAUACCACGUGCUUUGGUGGCGUGCAAGGGAACCAGGGCGCCGGCAUGCAGAUCUUUGGGGAUACCAUGUUCAAGGCGCAGUUUGUGGCGUUUAAUGGGGGUAAUCAGUCCCUCGGCUUCGGGCAGAAGCCUGUUGCGGGCAAGGCCAAGGCGAGGAGGAGGGUGCCUGUGCCUAUGCCAAUGGUACCUGUGCCGCUUGAAGCGUAG
Messenger RNA from Plenodomus lingam JN3, 1386 nucleotides. RefSeq lists its product as uncharacterized. The record is from RefSeq and is a predicted model, not a curated record. Lineage: Eukaryota; Fungi; Ascomycota; Dothideomycetes; Pleosporales; Leptosphaeriaceae. Gene Ontology annotation, molecular function: aspartic-type endopeptidase activity. Gene Ontology annotation, biological process: proteolysis.